ACUAUGCCCCAGACGCCAAUAUUUUCCAGCAUGCUUGGUUCCAGUUGUAGUGGACAAGUGCAGCCAGAUAUGGGAGACAGGUGUGUGGACCCUGUUUAUCAGGAUGGGAACCUUGUUUCUGGAUCAUUAGAGGCCUUGAUAGAGCGCCUGGUGCCCACCAUGGACUAUUAUCCAGAUAGGACUUACAUCUUCACUUUCCUAUUGAGCUCACGAGUCUUCAUUCACCCACACGAGCUCCUGGCUAAAGUGGGGCAGAUCUGCAUUAAACAGAAGCAGCAGCUAGAAACAGGAACUGAGGCAGAAAAGGCAAAGCUAAAAUCCUUUGCUGCCAAAAUCAUUCAGCUCCUGAAGGAAUGGACUGAAACUUUCCCCUAUGAUUUCCAAGAUGAAAAAUCCAUGAAAGAGUUGAAGGAGAUUGCUCACAGGAUCACACAAUGUGAUGAGGAAAACGGAACAGUGAAAAAGAUCAUUAGCCAAAUGACGCAGAAUCUCCUAAUGGCCCUCUCCACACGGAGCCAGUACCAGGAAAUCAGGGAGAAAUUUCGGCAACCUGUUACUGACAAAGGCACCAUCCUCAAAACCAAGCCACAGUCAACUCAAAAGGACAUCCUGAGUGUGUGCUGUGACCCUCUGAUCUUGGCACAGCAGCUGACCUAUAUUGAACUGGAAAGGGUGAGCAACAUUUACCCAGAGGAUUUGAUGCAGAUUGUCAGCCACAUGGACUCCCUGGAUAAUCACAAGUGCCGAGGUGACGUGACCAAAACCUAUAAUUUGGAGGCCUAUGACAAUUGGUUCAAUUGUCUCAGCAUGCUGGUGGCUACAGAGAUUUGUCGGGUUGUAAAGAAAAAGCAGCGUACAAGAAUGGUGGAAUUUUUCAUUGAUGUGGCAAGAGAAUGCUUCAAUAUUGGAAACUUCAACUCAAUGAUGGCUAUUAUCUCUGGCAUGAACUUGAGUCCUGUGGCACGGCUAAAGAAAACUUGGUCAAAGGUUAAAACAGCCAAAUUUGAUGUUUUAGAGCAUCACAUGGAUCCAUCCAGCAACUUUUGUAAUUACCGCACAGCCCUGCAAGGAGCAGCACAGCGAUCUCAGACUGCCAACAGCAACCGAGAGAAAAUAGUCAUCCCAGUUUUCAAUCUGUUUAUUAAAGAUAUAUACUUUCUGCACAAAAUACAUACGAACCGCUUGCCCAAUGGGCAGAUAAACUUCAAGAAGUUCUGGGAAAUUUCAAGACAGAUUCAUGAUUUCCUGACAUGGAAGCAGGUUGAGUGCCCUUUUGAAAAAGACAAGAAGAUCCAGAGCUAUCUACUCACAGCACCCAUUUAUAGUGAAGAAGCUCUGUUCAUUGCAUCCUUUGAAAGUGAAGGUCCAGAAAAUCACAUGGAAAAAGACAGCUGGAAAACACUCAGGACAACUCUGCUUAACAGAGCCUGAGAUUUUUGGAUCUGAUCUACAAACUUUGAAGCACAUCAAAUGAACAUGUUUUUACAACCUGAAAGACUUGGACUGAGCUAAGAAAGACCUUACUGGCUGAGGUCUGUUUUGUAUAUACAGUAACUUUUAUGAAAUAAAAUGUGGUAAGUAUUUCACAUGUCAACCUUAAGGCACUUAAGUGAAGGGUUUUAGGGUAUUAUUUUAAAUA
Messenger RNA from Leptosomus discolor (cuckoo roller), 1639 nucleotides. NCBI's taxonomy places the organism in Eukaryota, Metazoa, Chordata, Aves, Leptosomiformes, Leptosomidae. The record is from RefSeq and is a predicted model, not a curated record.